Molecule: messenger RNA, 6530 nt
Organism: Copidosoma floridanum
Lineage: Eukaryota; Metazoa; Arthropoda; Insecta; Hymenoptera; Encyrtidae
Gene: obe
Product: activating signal cointegrator 1 complex subunit obelus
Molecular function (GO): ATP hydrolysis activity; nucleic acid binding; ATP binding
Source: RefSeq, a predicted model, not a curated record
AAUUNAUUAUUUGAUAUAUAGAGGGACAAAUUGCUGAGAUAAUUAAUGAAUUAUCUCUCUACGUACUUAAAAUGUUAAUUAAGGAGAAAGUUGUUAGUCAGCAUACAAAGGAAGAAUUAAAGCAAUUGCUUGGUACAUCUGAUCAAAGAGCUUUAAGAGAUCUUACACACAUUGUGUUGGAAAUCAGGAAUAUGAUACCAGAGGAUGAUUUGGAUUCUAUUCUAAGUAUGAAAGGUGAUAAAACAGAUAAUGAUCUCAAUCCCGAAAUUUUUGGCGCAAAUAUACCUUACCAUUCCUUUGAUGGUAAGGUUGAUUGGCCUAGAACAGACAUGCUUCAUGAUAUGAGUAAACCAAACAUGGAUAGUAUUAUAACUGAAAAAUUUGAUAAACUGAUGAAAAUGUCACAAACAGAAACAGUAGCUACAAAAAAAACAGAAUUUGAUAGACAAAGAGUGAAUCAAGGUAUGAAAAAAGCGUUUGAGAAGUAUAAGACAGUGAUGUCAUAUGACGAAUUUUCGAGUAUCACGUUUGAAAAGCUGAAAUCACCUCCAAGUUCGAUUCAGGCUGACUUAUUUGAUUUCUUAGGGUGUGACAGCAUCGAAUUUAUAGAGUACUUAAUAGAGCAUAAAAAAGAUAUUGUGGCUUGGCAGAGUGCCCAAAAGCUGUCAAAAACUUUCAAUGCUAUAGAAAAGCAGCCUCAAAUAGCGUCGCAAGUGAUAGUUCAUUCGGAAAAAGAAAAACAACUGAAGAAACAAGUGCGCAAAGAAGAAAAAAAAUUACAAAAGGUAGCUAGUAAGUUUGAGAGUAAGUAUUUAGAGGAAGAAGAAGAGUUUAAUCCCAUGGACCUGCGAUUAAAAAGACAAGAAGCUCUGUCUGCAAAAACAGAGCCACUGUUUAAAAAGAAUAGAAUCAUUGCUCCUAUAGUUGCUCGUGAAGUAUACCCGUUUGUGUUUGAUUCAAAAUUGAAUGCGACAGCUUCAGCUGGCUAUGUAUCAGGUCAAAAAUUAAUCUUGCCUGAAAACGUUAGGAGAAAAGAUUCUCAACUUUGCGAGCAAGUAGACAUUCCCGUUCCAAUCAUGGAACCUUUAACAGUUGGGAACAAGCUUGUUAAAAUAUCGUCUUUGGAUGAGAUUGGACAAAUGGCAUUCAAGGGCAUGGAAUCAUUAAAUAGAAUACAAAGUAUAGUUUUUGAUGCUGCUUAUCACACAAAUGAAAAUCUACUUAUUUGCGCGCCUACUGGUGCUGGAAAGACAAAUGUCGCGUUGUUAACGAUAGUGCAUCAAAUAAAGUUGUACAUAGACAAUGGUAUUAUGAAAACCAAUGAUUUCAAAAUAGUUUACAUUGCACCGAUGAAAGCUUUGGCCGCUGAAAUGACCGCUAAUUUUAGUAAAAGACUAGGAGGCUUGGGUAUCGCGGUACGAGAAUUGACGGGAGACAUGCAGCUAACAAAAGCUGAAAUAUUGCAGACGCAAAUGAUUGUAACUACGCCAGAAAAAUGGGAUGUCGUGACGCGCAAGGGUACUGGAGACGUUGCACUGACACACAUUGUCCGUUUGUUGAUCAUAGAUGAGGUGCAUUUGCUUCACGGAGAUCGUGGACCCGUCGUUGAAGCUCUUGUCGCUCGCACUCUGAGACAGGUUGAAUCAUCUCAAAGUAUGAUUAGAAUCGUAGGUUUGUCGGCUACAUUGCCGAAUUACGUUGAUGUUGCACGAUUUUUGAGGGUAAACCCGUACAAGGGACUAUUUUACUUUGAUCAACGAUUCCGACCUGUACCUCUUAGUCAGACUUUUAUUGGCGUCAAAGCAAUCAAGCCAAUGCAGCAAAUGAGCGAUAUGGAUCUCGUGUGUUACAAUCAAGUGAUCGAAAUGGUUCGCGAAGGAUAUCAGGUAAUGGUUUUCGUUCAUGCUCGAAACGCAACAGUUAGAACGGCAAAUGUUCUAAAAGAAUUGUCACUCAAAAAUGGAACUCAUGCCCUUUUCCUGUCUGAGGAAGGCUCUAAGCUGGCACACAAAGCUUUUGCCAGAUCUCCCAAUAAGUAUCUUGGUGAACUGUUUGAGCACGGCUUAUCGGUGCAUCAUGCAGGAAUGUUACGCACUGACAGAAAUUUAGUUGAAAAAUACUUUGCAGAAGGAGUAAUCAAAGUUCUUGUUUGUACAUCAACGCUUGCUUGGGGUGUUAAUUUACCAGCACAUGCUGUGAUAAUUCGAGGAACUGAAAUUUACGAUUCAAAACAUGGAUCUUUCGUGGAUUUGGGUAUACUUGACGUUUUACAAAUUUUUGGUCGAGCUGGCAGACCGCAAUUCGAUACAUCUGGACACGCAGUUAUCAUCACAUCUCACGACAAGCUGUCGCAUUACUUGUCCCUUUUGACCAAUCAGUUUCCCAUUGAGAGCAGCUUCCUGAAAUAUUUGACUGAUAAUUUGAAUGCUGAAAUAGUCUUGGGUACAGUAUCAAACGUCGAGGAAGCCGUCCAAUGGCUGAGUUACACAUACCUUUUUGUACGAAUGAGAUUGAAUUAUUUGGCUUACGGCAUAGAAUAUCAGACAAUACUGGAUGAUCCCAAUUUGGAGAAAAAACGAAGAGAGUUUAUACACAAUACAGCCAUGGCGCUUGACAAGGCCAAAAUGAUCCGAUAUAAUACUGCCACUGGUGACUUGAAUGCUACAGAUUUAGGAAGAACUGCAAGUUACUUUUAUUUGAAAUACGAUACGAUAGAAAUAUUUAACGAUUUGAUGAAGCCGAUAAUGACUGAGGCAGACAUUCUUGGAUUGGUAUCUCGUUCUCAAGAAUUUGAACAACUCAAAGUACGAGAUGAUGAAAUGGAAGAAUUGGAGGAGCUGCAAUCAGAAAAUUGCGAAGUUAUACCACAAGGAGGGAAGGAAAAUAUACAUGGAAAAGUAAACAUUUUGAUUCAGACUUUCCUCUCGAGAGGAAGAGUCAAGUCGUUUUCCUUGCUGUCAGAUCAAGCGUACAUCACGCAGAAUGCAGUGCGUAUAUGUAGAGCUCUGUUUGAAAUGAUGCUUCGUAAAAAUAACGCGAUCAUGGCCAGUCGAGUGCUCGGGAUGGCAAAGAUGAUGGAGCUACAACAAUGGGAUCACAUGAGUGCUCUUCGCCAGUUUGUUUGUUUGCCAUUUGAAGUUAUUGUAAAAAUUGAAGAACGCGAUCUUACUGUUGGAAGAUUGCGGGAAAUGGAUGUCAAAGAAAUCGGAAUUAUACUUCGCAACCAAAGGUGGGCAGCUCUUGUUAAAAAAUGCUGCGACGAGUUUCCAACUCUGGAAUUCGAUGCUACUUUGCAGCCCAUAACUCGCACGGUUUUGAGGAUCCGUGUAAAAAUCAUUGCCGAUUUCAAGUGGAACGACAGAAUUCACGGCAAGAAUUCAGAAGCUUUUUGGCUGUGGAUUGAAGAUCCAGAUAGCAAUUUCAUUUAUCACUACGAGUACAUUCAAAUUACGAAAAAACAAGUGAUGACGGCAUCUGGACAAGAUCUGGUCAUGACGAUUCCACUGAGUGAACCACUGCCUAAUCAGUAUUUUAUAAAAGCUGUGAGCGACCGCUGGUUGGGUUGCGAGUAUAUUGAGGCUAUGAGACUUUCAGGCUUGAUUUUACCUGAAUCUCAUCCACCGCACACCGACCUUUUAGAACUACAGCCAUUACCAGUCACGGCGUUAAAUGCUUCAGAGUUUCAGAAAUUAUACAAGUUUACUCAUUUUAAUCCUAUUCAGACACAAAUUUUCCACUGUCUGUAUCACACAGACCACAACGUACUUCUGGGAGCCCCCACAGGUUCAGGCAAAACGAUUGCUGCCGAGAUAGCCAUGAUGAGAGUGUUCAAAAAUGAACCAGAUAGAAAGGUUGUUUACAUCGCUCCGUUGAAAGCUUUGGUUAGAGAGCGAAUGAAAGACUGGACCAAGCGACUAGGUGGACUACUGGGCAAGAGCGUGGUUGAGUUGACGGGCGACGUCACGCCCGAUAUAAAAGUAAUCUCAACGUCAGAUGUGAUCGUCACGACGCCCGAAAAGUGGGAUGGUAUCAGUAGAAGUUGGCAGACGAGAAAUUACGUGCAGAAGGUGGCUCUCAUCAUUAUUGACGAGAUACACUUGUUGGGUGAAGAUCGAGGACCAGUUCUCGAAGUUAUCGUUUCGAGAACAAACUUUAUCGCCUCGCACACGUCAAAAACUUUGAGAAUCAUCGGACUUUCAACGGCUCUGGCUAAUGCUAUUGACUUGGGUCACUGGCUUGGAAUAAAAAGGAUGGGUUUGUACAACUUUAGGCCAUCAGUAAGACCGGUACCUCUCGAAGUGCACAUAGCUGGAUUUGCAGGCAAACACUACUGUCCACGUAUGGCGACGAUGAAUAAGCCGGCAUUCGCUGCCAUUCGACAGCACGCCCCUCACAGUCCCUCGCUCAUCUUCGUCUCGUCGCGACGUCAGACUCGGCUCACUGCACUAGACCUCAUUGCCUAUCUAGCUGCUGAAGACAAUCCCAAGCAGUGGCUUCAUAUGCCGGAACGGGAGAUGGAUAAUAUCCUGGACAACAUCAAGGACGCGAAUCUAAAGCUUACGCUGGCAUUCGGGAUUGGUCUACAUCAUGCUGGUCUUGAAGAAAGAGAUCGUCAAACGGUGGAAGAGCUGUUUGUCAACAACAGGAUACAAGUCCUAGUUGCAACAGCGACACUGGCUUGGGGUGUUAACUUCCCGGCUCAUUUGGUUGUGAUAAAGGGCACCGAGUACUACGACGGCAAGACGAAGCGAUACGUGGACAUGCCCAUUACGGACGUAUUGCAGAUGAUGGGUCGCGCGGGUCGGCCGCAGUUCGAUAGCUCUGGUGUCGCUGUCGUUCUCGUUCACGAUGUCAAGAAAAACUUUUACAAACACUUUUUGUACGAGCCUUUCCCCGUAGAGUCGAGUUUGCUCGAAGUAUUGCCCGAUCACAUCAACGCUGAAGUUGUGGCCGGAACCAUCAAGACGAAACAAGAGUUCUUGGAUUAUCUGACGUGGACUUACUUUUUCCGCAGAUUACUAAAGAACCCCAAGUACUAUAAUCUCGAUAGCAUGGAACCUGAGUUUGUUAAUUCGUACCUGUCAAAGUUGGUAGAUGAUACCCUAACGCUGCUCAUUGAAUCCCAAUGUAUAUAUAAUGACGAGGAGGAACAGUGCAUAGGUUCACUUCCUUUAGGAAGAAUCGCUUCAUAUUAUUACUUGUCACAUCAGACAAUCGCUAUGUUUAACGAACAUUUAGUAGACAAUCUUUCUUUGGAAAAAUGCUUAAGGGUGAUGUGCAACUCCCACGAGUACGAUGAGCUUCCCGUCAGACACAACGAAGAUUUACUCAACGAGGAACUAGCCAAAAUGUGCCGGUUUCCAGUUGAACGACUAUCAUACGAUUCAUCAAACACAAAAACUUUCUUAUUGCUGCAAGCACACUUUUCGAGACUACCAUUGCCUUGCGCUGAUUAUUAUACCGAUUUAAAAUCCGUACUCGAUCAGUCUAUAAGAAUAUUACAGGCUAUGAUUGACGUAGUUGCGGAACGUGGCUUACUCUCCUCGACACUUCGAGUGAUGCAUUUGAUGCAGAUGGUGCUGCAAGCUAGAUGGAUCGACGAGUCCAGCUUGAUUACUUUACCAUACAUCGAAAAAGAACAUCUGCACCUGUUCUCAGAUUUUCCAAAGAGCUUGCCAGCGUUUUGCGCGACUGUUUUCAACAAUUACGGCCGUUUGGCCAACCAUUUGUUGCAUGAGUUUAUCGACGAUCAAGUAAAUAAGAUCCACCAAGUCGCAAAAGAAAUGCCAAUACUGUGUAUAGACCUGGCCUUACAAGGCGAUCUAGAAUCUACGGAGAAAGAAAAGAAAAUCGAAAUAGCAGAAAGUGCUGAUAAAAAAUACAUAUCGCUGCACAGAGAUAGCGAGUACACGCUAGUGGUGGGCACAAAGCGGAAAAACCAUUCACAGUCACAAUUAAGAGCACACUGUCCGCGCUUCCAUAGACCUAAAGACGAGGGCUGGUUCCUGAUCUUGGGAGACGUAGAAAAUCGCGAGUUGUGGGCUCUUAAGCGUGUCGCUGGUAUCAAUGGACCACGAAAGAUGCAUUACCUGCAGUUCAAGACGCCAUCAUGUCCUGGACCAAUGAGACUACAGUUUUACGUCAUGUCUGAUUGUUAUAUAGGAUUUGAUCAACAAUAUUCUGUUUUGAUAAAUGUGAUUUAAAUAUUUUACUUUUCUUACAAAGAAUAAUAUAUAGGUAAAUUAUAUAUUAGUUGGGUCUAUGAUUACUUAGUCAAAUACUAAACAAAUUAUUUACCCAGUUCAAAGUCGGAUUCUGGGUUCUGUUGACUGAAUUAAAUGAAACACUGCUGAUUGUUACUUUUUGGUUUUCUUGCAUAUUGCAGAAACCUCGUCAUCAUUUGGGCUCUUGAAAGCAUAGUAUUAUGAAUGAUGAUGCUGAAGAAAAAAAUUAAUAUUGUAAAGUAUGCAGAUGCAUGUUGAUGGUGUUUAUACAAAUAAAAGAAUUUAUAAGAACGAUUAACGUCUCAU